ACAUUUCCUGAUCGGCAGCUGUUCGGUUCCGCUUGUAGGCUGCGGCCGGCGGUUGCCGAAAACGGAAGAAGGAGAAAGUGCCCACCCGCGUUAACCGGUGUUCCGUGUCGUAAGAAGGUCCACAGUCGCUUUAGGACGUCCAUACAUUCUCUACCUCGAUCUCUGGUGCGCCAGCGGGGGUGUUUGCGCUGCCACAGCGCGAUGACCGAUUCCAACGUGAGCCGUGGAGGCGCGAACCCAACUACCGUGUUUACAUUCUUGUGCGUAGCCGCAGCCACUCGCCUUCUUCAUAUUGCCACCUGUUCCGCGUCGGUAUUAGUACAACAGUGUCACCUGUAGCAACGGCGGCUCCGCGAACGCGCGCGCCCAACGAUGGUGAACUUUGCCAAGGCGCUCGUCACCAAGGUGUGGAAGUUGGUGUUGGGGUUUUUCGGCGUCCUUCGCCGUGCAAUGUGCUGCUUCCGAAAGCGCCGCAGGGCAUCUGACGUCGGCCUGCCCGUCUACCUCACGGCUCACGGGACAGAGCCAUGCACCGUACAGCGGCUGACGGAUGAUCUCCAGAGUUGGGACUCCUGGAACGAAGAGAACGGGCCUGUCUCAGUGCAAGUAGACUCUUCGGGGAACCAGGGUACCACAGGGGGUGCCCAGAGGCACGCUGCGGCUGUCAAUGGCCCUACGAGCGGAUGGCCGUCUGGCCCUGGCAAUCGUGGUUCUGGGGACCAGAGAAGGGACUCGCAGAGCGACGACGACGUGGACUUCUUCAAGGACAUGGCACCCACCAACAUCCGGCAGAAGAAGUACAUACCUCGGGCUGAAGACGGUCUCGGAGCGAUGCCCGGUGCUGGUUUCUCUAGUCGUCUCAAGUUCGAUGCAAGGGCCGUGCUGCCGUACCAGGGUGCAGAAUUGGGUGUGCUUGAGGACCAUGACGACACUCCGGAAGCCAGCUGGGAGGACCAGGCAGAGCUGGAGGUGGACUCUGCGAUCCGCGAGAAGCGCCAAGCCGAGAGGGAGCGCCGCAUUGCGGAGCACCAGCGGAGGAAACGCGAAAAGGAGCAGCUGCGCACCGGUACAGGCAACGUUGCUCCAACUGCCAGUGGCGGUGGCCCGCAUUCUUCGCCACCCAGCACUAGAAGGAAGGUCUUCUAGGGGGCUGUUGUCGCUGCUCUUCUCGACUACAAUGCACACUCGUUGGGAGACCAGGAAUGGGCCCCUGCCUUUGUUGGCUUUGCGAUCGGUGGUGCCAAGCUACAAGCGAGGGUGUGGUUGCCCCUUCAACAAUACGCAGCACAACUCCUUGUCGUGCCCGUGCAAUGCCAACACUAACUAACUGCCCAGUGACGUGUGCCUGUGACCAAGUGACCGGUGGCGCGCAGUUUGAAAUGCCAGGACCCUGAAGGAAUGAUCUUUUGUUAUCCUCAUAUUGUUGGCGUUCAAGCUCAAGGAUAGUACGUUCUCGACUGUGCAUCGGUUCAGUUUUUCAAGUCUCUGCACAAUGCACAACAGUCAUCCAAAAAAACAUUGACUGCAGUGUAUGGGAUGCAGUGUUGACCUCCCUUCUUGCACUAGAGAAUGUAUUAUUCCACUUUUCUUUUUUUUCUUUUUUUACAACAGUUAGUAGGAGUGUUGUUAGAGAUUUAUAGUUUGGGUGUGUGUUGUGUAGUACCUAGGUGACUCAUUUGGAGCGUAGAUAUGUGGCACUUGGUUGACACGGAAAUCGACAUUCUGAGCAAGCGAGAAAGGGGAUGACGAACAUUGGAUGCGGACACUUUUGUUUGCCAUCUGCUCUUGUUGUAAGUGCCGUUUCUGUGAGUAUUCAUGUCUUUAGUAUUCUCGUGCAGGCCAGCUGAACUGUGCGGCACAUUGGUGUAUUUUGUUCCUCCAGUGUUGCCACAUCUGUGAGUGGGAACGACCAGAUUGGGAGCAGCUCCUCUGCCUGUGAUAGAAUGUGUCACAUGUGACUGUGUGAAUGCAUCACAGAUGUCACUGUGUGAAUGCAAUGCAAUGUGAAUGCGUCACAGGUGUGACUGUGUGAAUGCGUCGCGUACUCUCAUCGCAUGAGUUAACUGUGACGAUGUGAAUGCAGCACAGAUGAAAGGUGGAUGUGACUGAACAUUUUUUACCAGUUGCUCGGUAGAUGUUCAGUCACAUGUUGGUCUUUUGCAAUCUCAGUCAAAAGCAGGAGUGAAUCGUCGAGAGUAACUACACAUUUCUAUUGCUGAAAUGAAAAAAAAAAAAGAAUUGCGGCCUGCAGAUCCUCUGCAGGCUUCUGCUGCUGUACAUCUCUCUUGCAAAAUCUAUGUUGUUCGUAGCUGCAGUGCAAUGUAGCGGGAUGUUUGUAAUGUGUAAUGCAAUUGCUAAGGUAAUGCCACAUUGCUGCAUAUUGCUUCACAUGCCUCGUACACGUCGUCACCCUCAUAUAGCGGCACAGUGAUUGUUCUCAGAUGUGGAAGCGCAUAACGGGUUGUUCCCUCGAUAAAAAGAUGCUGUGACUACGCGUGAUAUGUUCCCGGUCAAAUGUGUGCCUAUGAAUUCAGCAGCAUGCACUUCAGUUAGCAAUGGUACAAAAGUCACGGGAAUUUCUUGACAGUUAUCGCAGAAGCACCUGGACAUGUUCCCGCCCGUCACAGAGUACUAUGUAGAUUGCGUUUUCAAUUCAUAAAACUGCAGGUAAGGAUCGGUGAGCUACACAGGAAUUAAAUUAUCUGACUGUACUAGUGUACAUGUAUUCUAAUUUGGCUGCUGUUUAGUCUAUUGUUACAUAGCAGCAUGAAUGUGUGCGCCACACUUUCCGACCAUGUCUCAAAUGAGUGCAAGUUGAAGCCCAUGGAAGCUGUCCUCAACUAGAUAUGCGUGGGUACAUGAAUGGACUUAAUGUGGUGUUUGAAAAGGUACAGCCAUUGGCAUACCCGUUAUCUUUGAUUGUUGGAUGUUAUCAUUACACUGCUCAAUUCGAAGUGGCCGUCUGUAUGCGUAUAAAUCUCUUCAGUCUUGAAACACCUGCAUGUUCUGGCGAUGGAGUACUUGCUGCCAAUAGUCUUGUGCUUAUGGUCCAAUUUUCUGUUCUAGCAAGCUUGGGUUGCAUAAUACUGACCCAAACAGGAAGCUCUAUCUCUCUCCUAUUCUUUCGUAUUCCCCUAUUCCCUUCCCUGUCGUGCCAAGCCAGUAUGCUCCCCUGCGGGCUACAGAAAAUAUUGCCAGCUUUCUUUUUCUAACAAUAACCAAUAACCCCCCCCCUCUUUCGUUGUUUCCUUUCUUUAAUCCCAGAAGGUGUUGUGGUUGCCUUGGCUUCCUGGUAAAUGUCCGAACUAUGCACAGCCAUUUGGCUGCAAUGGACUUGGUGCUUCAUUGACGCCCAGGCCCUCGUCAGUGUAUUGACAUUGAACAUUGUGCAUAAUUGAGCCGUUCUGGCUUCUGUUCAUCGAGCUUUACAUCACGCUGUUGUUAUAGUGGAAAAUAUCCUAGUCACAAUGAGUUAAGUUUGUUAUUAAGAAUUAUUAUAAAGCCAGCUCCCCUAAUUGCACCAUAAGGGAGAAAGUCUUGUGCAUGAUUUCAGCAGCUUUGCUUAGGACUCGGUUCUUGCACAAAUGAUAGCUUGUAGCGAGUUUAUAUUUACAGUUUUUUUGUCUUGUAAUAAUGUUCAUGCCUUGCUUUCUUUUUUCUAGUGGUUUGUAAUAGUCCAUUUAGUGAAAGUUUGUAUACAUACUUUCCACAUUCUGUAGCAGAUCAUUUCUGUUUGAUCUUUUGUGUGGAAGUAUAUUUUAUGGUAUAAAAUUUUUAGUGAUAGCUUUUGUGUGUGCGCAUGCCACUUGAAGAACAAAGGUGUCCAGUAAGCGAAAGGUGUGGCUCUCAUAGCUGAGUUUUCUGCACCCAGUGCAAAUGUCUCCCGGGCCGAAAUUUCCGUUUUACGUGAGUACUACAUCCUCAAGGAAAUGCUUCAAUUCAUUCAAGUGUGGUUGCUGAUUUGAAAACCAACUCAGUCAAGCUGCUUUAAUGCUAGAAUUUCUCGCCGUGCCUGUGUGAUGUUAACCGCAUUGGCAUCUAUUUCAUAGAACCCUGCUUUGCUCUUGAAACAUUCCUUACAAGUGUGGUUUUCAUUGAAAACAUGGUUUGUUUUGUCAUACCGACAAUACAAACAACUACAUUAAUCAGAUUCUAACAGAUUCUAAACAUGAAGGUGUGGCUGUUCUGUGGGAACGUCAGUAACUUGUGGUGUUUGUUGGUUUGACUGAUUUUAUGUCGGAAUGUACGGUGUGCAAAUUACAGUGACGUGCGUCCAGCAUUCGAGCGAGCCACGGUGGUACACUGCAAAUGGCGAUAAGUGGCCAUGCAACAAGACACAUUUAAUUGGCAUCGGAUGGGCAGCCACAUACUUACGACAGUUGUGAACCCAGUUAAACUUUCCUUUCCCAAUUUCUUUUUAUUCUUCAGCUACAGCUGGCACACUUGGUGGAGAGCCAUUUGUGCCAACAUUGUUGACACAAAGGACACGAUGAAAACAUUAGCAUUUGAAUGGAACGUGAAUUGAGCAGGCAGGCAAUUCUCCCUGUGAUCCGACAUAUGACUAGUCCGACAUAUUACCAUCAACCACGUGCACCAAGAUUAUGCUAAAACAUUUUGACGAGCUUGUUAGCUCACAUUCAGCAGCUUCAGUUGUGCAGCCCCAUCAUUGCAUCCUUAUGUGGUUGUGCUUUUUACGCAUACUAUUAAAAAGUUCACGACAGGUUCAAAACACGACAGAUUCCGCCGUAGGAACGAGUCGAAAGCUUGUCGGACAUGCUUGUUGCUACGAGCGAUCUUGCGUCGGGGGGCUGCAUGUAAUAUCAUACUGUGUCUCUGGUGCUUUGUUGCAUUAUUCUGGCUUCGAUACUCCAUGCUAAGUUGGACAGCAGUGCACAAAAUGUUUUAGUUGCAGAAAUUUAAGUCUGCCCAUGUGUUUGUGUAUAUAUAUACUGUCUUAGUUCAUGAAACGCUAAUGCCGCAUGCAUAACAAUUGACGCAGUUGGAAGAAGGGCCCCGAUGUCGCAUGCUUCUGUAGCACCUUUCUCAUUCUUGCGAGGCUGAAAUGUGCAUUCUUGCAGGAAAGGAAAGAGCACCCACACUGUCCUCCAAGUCAACUGGUGGGACGAGACAUUUGUGCGCCACAUGCUGUGUAUCAUAUGAAGCAUUAGUGUGGCUUGAGUCUGGUGUCGCUAAUUAAUGUUGAAAAGCCCAUAUUCGCCAGUCAUCUGCCAGACAAGAGCCCAAUUCUCGCUCCAGGAAGCUCAUUUUUGUGGCACAGUCGAUGUGCAUGCGUCUCUGCAGAAUACAUCUUGCCCCAGUGAGCAGGUGCCCGUGUUUGAGAAUUGUAAGUUUUGCAUCACUAAUGUGUUGCAGCAGUUCUGGAGUACUGGAGAAAGAAUCAACACCUAUUCCUCCGCCAGCCGAACGGCCCAGUGUGAGGAAAAUGCAACUGUUCAAUUCAUUCUCUUCUCUUUGCACAGUGUUUUCAGUGCUGUACUCUUGAAAACGAGCGCUACUACAGCAGUUAAAAAUGUGUGCCUCAUUUUAACAAGCUUGCUGCUUUUGUUCUGAGGUUCAAGAUAACGUGUCUCCUUUUUGUUGCCACUGAUUUUGAUGCUGAGAAAGGGUGUGAUGAAUGUGGGACAAUGUUUUGCUUAAAGAGAUAGGAUUAUUGUUAUGUAUAAUAAAACAUUUUCCAAAUUAUUCAAA
Molecule: messenger RNA, 5709 nt
Organism: Rhipicephalus sanguineus (brown dog tick)
Lineage: Eukaryota; Metazoa; Arthropoda; Arachnida; Ixodida; Ixodidae
Product: receptor-binding cancer antigen expressed on SiSo cells
Exons: 5
Coding region: 373-1146 (257 amino acids)
Cellular component (GO): secretory granule
Source: RefSeq, a predicted model, not a curated record